Ricinus communis (castor bean) is the source of this 1396-nucleotide messenger RNA. Its product is annotated as protein WHAT'S THIS FACTOR 1 homolog, chloroplastic. Gene Ontology annotation, molecular function: RNA binding. The coding region runs from base 1 to 1245 and encodes 414 amino acids. The transcript has a single exon. The record is from RefSeq and is a predicted model, not a curated record. NCBI's taxonomy places the organism in Eukaryota, Viridiplantae, Streptophyta, Magnoliopsida, Malpighiales, Euphorbiaceae.
AUGUUUCUCAAGAACUUAAAUUACUGCAAUCACAAGUGGAAGUCAAAACAAUCACUUGUUUAUCUGUAUAGAGAUUUCUCACUUUGGUCCAUGAAGAAGGACCCUGAUCUUGAAUCAGCACUUUCUAGAAACCGUAGAUGGAUAGUGAAUAAUCAAAUCAAGAACAUUAUUCUCAGAUACCCAAAUCAGGUGUUGCCUGUUAAAUGUCUUCAAAAGAAGUUCAAGACUCUUGAUCUUCAAGGUAAUGCGCUCAAUUGGCUUAAGAAAUACCCCUGUUGUUUUGAGGUGUUCCUUGAGAAUGAUGAGUAUUGUUGUCGAUUGACAAAGCGAAUGAUGUUUUUGGUGGAGGAAGAAGAAUCAGUUAAAGAAAUGCAAGAACCUGUACUCGCUCGGCGGUUAGCUAAAUUGUUAAUGAUGAGCAUGAAUCAAAGGCUUAGUGUUGUUAAACUUAAUGAGUUCAAGAGAAAUUUUGGAUUCCCAGAUGAUUAUUUGCUUAGAAUUCUACCAAGACAUCCGGAUAUGUUUCGACUUAUUAACCAUAGUGGAAGAAAGAGUUCAAUGGAGAUUGAGCUUUUAUCAUGGAAUCCUGACUUGGCAGUUUCUGCAGUUGAAGAAUCAGCUAAAAAGCAGGGUUCAGAACCCUGUUUUACAAGUUUAUUGCCUUCAACUUGGGUCAAAUCAUGGGAAAGAUUUCGUGAAUUUAACUCGACACCUUAUAUUUCGCCUUAUCUGGACUCGAGAGGCAUAUCAGAGGGUUCAAAAGACAUGGAGAAAAGAAAUGUGGGUUUAGUACAUGAGUUACUUUCACUGACCCUAUGGAAGAAGUUGUCAAUUAUGAAACUAGGUCAUUUUAGAAGAGAGUUCAAUUUACCUGAGAAAUUGAAUGUUCUGCUGCUCAAGCAUCCUGCUAUAUUUUACGUGUCAAAUAAGUAUCAGAUUUAUACUGUUAUUCUAAGAGAAGGGUAUAAUGGAUCGGAAUUGAUUGAUAAGGAUCCACUUGUUCUGGUGAAGGAUAAAUUUGGGGAGCUGAUGCAGGAGGGGCUGCAUGAGUAUAAUCAGAGGCACCAUUUGUUCAAUCUAGAAAAGAAGAAAAGGAAAGGAGUAGUUUCUUCAAGGGCGGGGAAGAGGAAGGAAGACAGCAUUGAUAUGCCAGAACAAGAUUAUGCUGAUGAUAAGCUUGGAGGUUUGUUCAACCCCGAGGAAAGAAAACGGUUUUAUAAAGUUCUUUUUGAUGAUCUUCCAUAAAAAAAAUUCUGGCGUUCUCUUUGUCAGUAGGUUUUAAGUCUCAGCAUCUGUAUGAAUUCUUUAAAGGUUGUCAAGCAGGCCAUUGCUGGUUCAUUUGUUAUUACACACCUUUUCUGAUACCUAAUUUGAUAUGUUCUAAGCUUAGAACGUA